This is a messenger RNA of Rhododendron vialii, 2151 nucleotides long. RefSeq names its product cytochrome P450 710A11-like. Bases 360 to 1850 code for a protein of 496 amino acids. The transcript has 2 exons. Gene Ontology annotation, biological process: sterol metabolic process. NCBI's taxonomy places the organism in Eukaryota, Viridiplantae, Streptophyta, Magnoliopsida, Ericales, Ericaceae. The record is from RefSeq and is a predicted model, not a curated record. Gene Ontology annotation, molecular function: monooxygenase activity; heme binding; oxidoreductase activity, acting on paired donors, with incorporation or reduction of molecular oxygen.
GUGAUCCCUUCUCUCCACCCUAUCCUUCUUUCUUUCUUUCUUUCUUAAUUCUUUUCUUGCUUUGUUUAUCUAUAGUUGAAUCAGAAUAUAUAUCUCUGAUAAGAUAUCAACCCCCAAGUUUUUUGGUCUCUCCCCACCCUUUUCACCCACCGACUGUUGCAUCAACUUACUCUCCGCCGCCGGCCGCCUUCUUCUCCGACUGACUCCACACACAGACACACAUCCUCUCCCUUUUUAACCGAUAACCAUUUUCCGGCUAACCUAGCCUCCUCCGUCCCCCGGACCAACUUUGGGUAGUACGGGAACAUUCACUUGUUGUCCAUCGUACGUACUCUCUCGAUAGAGAGAAGAAAGUGAAAAUGGACUCAUCAAUCUGGGCCGCACUCUCAUCGUACCUCGUCCCUCUCCUCCUCCUCCUCGUCUUCCUCGAACAGAUUUCCUACUUAAAGAAGAAGCGCACAGUCCCGGGCCCCUCGCUAGUAUUCCCCUUCUUGGGCAGCGCCGUGUCGCUCGUCCGGAACCCGACUAGGUUCUGGGAAAACCAGUCGAACCUGGCCCGGACCUCCCCACUCGGCGUCUCCGCCAACUACAUCAUCGGCAAGUUCGUGGUCUUCGUCCGCUCCACCGACCUCUCCCACAAGGUCUUCGCCAACGUCCGGCCCGACGCCUUCCACCUCAUCGGUCACCCCUUCGGGAAAAAACUCUUCGGCGACCACAACCUCAUCUACAUGUUCGGGCAGGACCACAAGGACCUCCGCCGCCUUCUAGCUCCCAAUUUCACCCCCAGGGCCCUCUCCAUCUACGUUCCCAUCCAGCAGAGGGUCGUUGCCGAGCACCUGGCGCGCUGGCUGCGGCUGUCAAACGGGACGCCCAUCAGUCUCCGGUGGCUGUGUCGCGACAUGAACCUCGACACGUCGCAGACCGUGUUCGUCGGGCCGUAUUUGUCGGGCGAGUCGAAGGAGAGGUUCAACUUCGACUAUAACUUGUUUAAUGUGGGCUUGAUGAAGCUCCCGAUUGAUCUGCCGGGGUUCGCCUUUCGGGAGGCGAGGUUGGCAGUGAAGAGGCUCGUCGAAACAUUAGGUGUUUGUGCUGAGGAGAGCAAGAAGAAGAUGAAGGGCGGCGGUGAACCUACUUGCUUGAUCGAUUUGUGGAUGCAGGACAUUGUAAGGUUGGAGACCGAGGCGGGGGAAGAAUCUGGAAUUUUGCCGCCGCCUCACACUAGUACCACCGAAAUCGGCACCUACUUGUUCGAUUUCCUAUUCGCCGCACAGGACGCCUCCACAUCGUCACUACUAUGGGCGGUGGCGCUCCUCGAUUCCCACCAGGAGAUCCUCGUGAAGGUCCGCCGUGAAGUUGCCUCGAUCUGGUCGCCCGAAUCGAGCACCUCGAUCACGGCGGACCAACUGCGGGAGAUGAAGUACACCGAGGCGGUGGCACGUGAAGUGUUAAGAAUACGUGCGCCAGCCACGUUAGUACCUCACUUGGCAGGCAAGGACUUUCCAUUAACGGAUACAUACACCAUUCCGAAAGGAGCGAUUGUUUUUCCAUCGGUUUACGAGUCUUCAUUCCAGGGGUUUGUUGAACCGUACCGGUUCGACCCGGACAGGUUCAUGGACGAAAGGCAGGAGGACAGGGUCUAUAAAAAGAACUUUCUCGUAUUUGGAGCAGGGGCACACCAAUGUGUGGGCCAGAGGUACGCUAUCAACCAUCUAGUGUUGUUCAUCGCCAUGUUCACGUCGUUGAUGGAUUUCAAACGGCACCGAUCGGAUGACUGCGAUGAAAUCGUUUAUGUCCCUACCAUUUGUCCCAAGGACGAUUGCAAAGUCUCUCUCCUCCAGCGGUGUGCAUAGUAUUCCGCCCAUUCAUGAUUUAGCCCAACUAUGGUAUACCUUUUGAACGGCUCUGAUCAUUUGUGUGAAACUCCGAGAUGGAUCCACAUAAUCAGGUGUAACCAAAUGGUGUACCCUUUUUUUUUUUUUUUUUUUUAUAUCUUCCUUUUUAGACUUGUUGAAAUUGAUCAAUUGGUUUGGGGUGUAUUUUGGGUUAGCACAGAAAAAGAACAUACAGGGAAAAUCCAGGUGUGUUGUUUCAUUUGUAAUGGAUUUAUUGAUUGAGAAUUUACCAAAACAAGAAGAUGGAUUUGUUGAUCAA